UGGAGGUAGUAUAGUAAAAGCAUUCCAGCCGCACAGUAUGAGCUUGAGCUGCUGCUCGGCGUAUCGGCGAAUUCUUACCUCAUCCCCGCGAUAAACCUCGACCGCCACCUUCUCGAAUGUGUAAGAGUAAAUAACCCGCACCCCUUGUCAGCCAAGAUGGAGGACGACUACCAGCGCUACCGUCGGCAGCAGGAGGAGGCAGUUUCAAAUAAUGCCGGGACUUCGGCCAGCGACGUGCUCUUCGCGAUUCUCCCCAACAUUUGCAGCAUUCUGCUGGCUCUCACGUUGAUCACGCUAGCCGGGCCGCAGAUCAACAAGCAGACUCGUAUUUUAAUCGAAUUUUGCAUCACCAUCGUACCAUGUGUCCUGUGUUGUACAGUGUUAUCCGAGAAAGUGAUAGCCGUUUCCCAGAUCUUCCUGAUCGUCUCCGCCGCGAACAUCAUGCUGACUCUCGCGUGCAAACCCCGAGACUCUUUCAAGGCCUUUCCUGCUAGUCAAAACGCCAGUAAGCUAGGUUUUAUCACGAACUUCCGCGCGUUGACCAACAUUAUGACUGCCGUCUGCAUCCUAGCGGUCGACUUCACCUGCUUCCCCAGGAAAUUCGUGAAGACCGAGACCUACGGCUACAGUUUGAUGGACACGGGCGUUGGAUUUUAUAUAAUCGCCAACGCUAUCGUGUCCCCGGAAGCCAGAAGCGUCGAGGCGAUUCAGAAGACUCCCUUUUUCGAGGGACUCAAGAAGACCUUGAAGGGCUGCGUACCCUUGAUAGCUUUGGGUUUAAUCAGAUUCGUCUCCGUGGAAUUGCUCGGAUACCAACGACACGUCAGCGAAUACGGCGUACACUGGAAUUUCUUCCUGACUCUGGCUUGCGUCAAGCUUUUCACGGGAGUGCUUUCCAAAAAUUUAAGCUCCAAGUACGCCCUGCCGACGGGACUAUGGAUCUUGGCGAUGCACGAGUACGCGCUGAGUACGAAAGGCUUGAAGGAAUGGGUCUUGAGUGACGAGCCGAGGAAAGAUCUGUUGUCUGCCAACCGGGAAGGCUGGGUCUCGAUCCCUGGCUACGUGGGACUUUACUUGCUGGGAAUAGCCUUGGGAAAACUGAUACACUCGUCGUAUCAGAAAAAUACCGACAAUCAAUUGAUUUUCAACAUCAAGUUCUCUGGUUACCAGUUUCACAUCGAAUACACUCGUUCCAUGUUUCUUACGAUAAAGUUGUACGCUCUCGCCAGUGUGGCAUUUUAUGCGACUUAUUAUUGCGAACAGUAUUUCCGCAUAUCGCGAAGAUUGGCCAACUCGGGUUACUGUGCGUGGAUACUCACUUUGAGUACUUUAGUACUUACCUUUUUAUUGAUGAUAGAUGUGAUAAUGGAAUGCAUUACUGGCUGUUUGAGAGACAAGAGUCGUCGAAAAAUUUCCAAACAAUUGCGACGCGAUGAUUUAAAUGCCAAAGAGAGUAUUAAUAUUGUAAAAACUCUCGAGAUAUUCGAGGCAAUCAACGACAACGGUUUGCUAUUUUUCCUCUUUGCAAAUCUAUUGACGGGCACAAUCAAUAUGGCCAUGAAAACUUUGCAUGCCGAUGAACUCCGUUCUUUGACCGUAAUCAUAACCUAUAUGGUCGUUAACGUAACUUUUGUUUUGUUGCGCUAUAGGGCAAGGUAUAUUCUCAGUGCCAAAAAGAUCAAUUAAUUCUCACAAUAAACUUUUUGAUUUCGGUGUAAUCUACCUAAUACAUAAAAUACGAAUUGAUAAGUGAACGUGUAUAAAGAAAGUAUUAAUGCAUGCAAUUUUUUGUAUUUCUUUAUAAAAUUUGUAUAUUUAUAAAAAUUAACAAUAUGUGUAGAAGAUUACUUCACAAACCAAAGCCGUUUUUAACAAAUAUAUUUUGAUAGAUGCACAUUUUUAACAAUUGCGUCAUAGUACAAACAUAUAAUUUAUGCUGUCAACAGUUAACAUUGUGAUAUUUUUUAUUGUUAAAUACUUAAGCAUUAUUAUAACCUCCUGUCCAUUCAAGUGAAUGUCAUAAUUCAUCUUGUAUUAGUCUUUUGUUAGUCUCUUCGGGUUUGCGUUUUUUUAUAAACGCAUUGAACGAAGCAUGGUUUCCGACGUGUUUCUCUGCUACGGAAACAAUUCUUACGAACUCUUCGAUAUCGAAGCUGUAAUUUGUAAAUUUAGCAUGUGCACCACCGUGAGGAUGAGUACCCUAUGAAAAUGUAAAGAAAAUUUUCACUUUAAUAAAUAUGAAUCACUAAACAA
Molecule: messenger RNA, 2253 nt
Organism: Nasonia vitripennis (jewel wasp)
Lineage: Eukaryota; Metazoa; Arthropoda; Insecta; Hymenoptera; Pteromalidae
Exons: 2
Coding region: 157-1686 (509 amino acids)
Biological process (GO): protein localization to plasma membrane; GPI anchor biosynthetic process
Cellular component (GO): membrane; endoplasmic reticulum
Molecular function (GO): glucosaminyl-phosphatidylinositol O-acyltransferase activity
Source: RefSeq, a predicted model, not a curated record